Micromonas pusilla CCMP1545 is the source of this 525-nucleotide messenger RNA. RefSeq lists its product as uncharacterized. The transcript has a single exon. The coding region runs from base 1 to 525 and encodes 174 amino acids. The record is from RefSeq and is a predicted model, not a curated record. NCBI's taxonomy places the organism in Eukaryota, Viridiplantae, Chlorophyta, Mamiellophyceae, Mamiellales, Mamiellaceae.
AUGGUGAAGAAACGAGAAUCGAAGCAGCGCACUCGCGGCAAGGCGUUCUUCCAGUGGUGCAAGGAGAACGGCGAACGCGGCGAGCGGCUCGCCAACGAGUUCAAAGACCCUGACAAGCUGCCGACGGAGGUGACGAAAGGGUCGUGGUACAAGGCGCUUUGGAAGUGCCAGAAGUGCAAGCACGCGUGGAAGGCGACAGUGAAGAACCGCACGAAGAGUGACAAACCCACCGGGUGUCCGAAGUGCGUGCAUCUUGCGCCGCUGAGUAAGACGAACAACUUCCUCGUGUGGUGCGAGAAGAACGGCGAGCGCGGGAAGAAGCUCCUGAAGGAAUACGUCGACCCGGAUAAGAAGCCGACGGAGCUGACGAAAUGGUCGAGGCACAAGGCGAUGUGGAAGUGCCAGAAGUGCACGCACGCGUGGGGGGCAAUGGUGUGCAAUCGCACGAAGAGCGACAAACCCACCGGGUGUCUCAAGUGCCACCUCAGAGCGCGACAACCUGAAAAGCGCAACCGCGGCGACUGA